UUCAGUUCACAGAGUCGGUUCUUAGAGUCGAAUCGUUCGCUGCUGCUACAGUAUCAGUAAGAGGAAGGAUCCGGGUUAAUGUGUUUAAUGGGAAAAGUGCGGCAGUUAAAACCGGAUUAUUAAGCAGAACCGGGGAGCUGGGCUUUACUCCGGGUGUCUUUAUUCGGAUUGUUCUCGAUCUGAGCGGGUAUGGGGUCUGUGUGUGUGGUCAAUCACACUACACUUAACACUGUGGUGCCCUAACCACAUUUAUUCAGAUAGCACCUUGAGUCUUAUUGGACGAGGCAAAAGAACCUGAUUUUUUUUUUUUAUAAAAUGGCGAGUACACUCGCAUCCAAAAUGGGCCUGAAUUCCCUGAGAAGGAGACAAGCCAGGAACUUUAAUGUGAAGAUCGUCACAGUGGAUGCAGACCUGGAGUUCAGCUGUGAGACCAAAUGGAAAGGAAAGGACCUGUUUGAGCUGGUGUGCAGAACCCUCGGACUCAGAGAAACCUGGUUCUUCGGCCUCCAGUACAGCGUAAAGGACACUGUCGCAUGGCUCAAGAUGGACAAGAAGGUCCUGGACCAGGAUGUGCCUAAAGAGGAGCCCAUCAUUUUGAAUUUCCUGGCUAAAUUUUAUCCCGAAAACAUAGAGGAGGAGCUGGUGCAGGACAUCACCCAACACCUCUUCUUCCUGCAGGUCAAGAAGAAGAUCCUGGAAGAGGAGGUCUACUGUCCUCCAGAGGCUUCGGUGCUGCUGGCCUCUUACGCCGUCCAGGCCAAGUACGGUGAUUAUGACCCCAGUGUCCACAAACCAGGCUUCCUGGCCCAAGAGGAGCUUUUACCAAAGAGGGUGAUUAAUCUGUACCAGAUGACCGCCGAAAUGUGGGAGGAGAGGAUCACUGUGUGCUAUGCUGAACACAGAGGCAGGACCAGGGACGAGGCUGAGAUGGAGUAUCUGAAGAUAGCUCAGGAUCUGGAGAUGUAUGGGGUGAAUUACUUCUUUAUUAGGAAUAAGAAGGGAACUGAUCUGCUGCUGGGUGUUGAUGCCUUGGGCCUCCACAUUUACGACCCGGAGAACAAACUCACCCCCAAAAUCUCCUUCCCCUGGAACGAGAUCCGCAACAUCUCCUACAGCGACAGAGAGUUUGCAAUAAAGCCCUUGGAUAAGAAGGCAGAUGUCUUUAAAUUCAACUCUUCAAAGCUGCGGGUUAAUAAGCUGAUACUGCAGCUGUGUAUUGGGAACCAUGAUCUGUUCAUGAGGAGACGCAGAGUGGACUCUCUGGAGGUCCAGCAGAUGAAGGCACAGGCUAGAGAAGAGAAAGCCCGCAAACAGAUGGAGAGGCAGAGGCUGGAGAGGGAGAAGCACUUGCGAGAGGAGGCCGAGAGGGCUCGCGACGAGCUGGAGCGGAGGCUCAUUCAGUUGCAGGACGAAGCUCAUAUGGCCAAUGAAGCGCUGAUGCGUUCCGAGGAGACGGCUGAUCUUCUAGCGGAGAAAGCUCAGAUAGCCGAGGAGGAGGCCAAACUCCUGGCUCAGAAAGCAGCCGAGGCUGAGCAGGAGAUGCAGAGGAUUAAGGUGACGGCGAUUCGCAGCGAGGAGGAGAAGAGACUUAUUGAGCAGAAGAUGCUGGAGGCGGAGAUGCUCGCACUCAAAAUGGCUCAGGAAUCGGAGAGAAGAGCCAAGGAAGCAGAUCAGCUGAAGCAGGACCUGCAGGAGGCCCGGGAAUCAGAGCGCCGAGCAAAACAUAAGCUGCUGGAGAUCACCAGCAAAACGCCCUACUCGGCCCCCUCGCUCUCCCCCAGCGCUCUUCCUCCUGACCUCAGCUUCAGCACGGAGAACCUGAGCUUCGACUUCAAAGACACGGACAUGAAACGGCUGUCUAUGGAGAUCGAGAAGGAGAAGGUGGAGUACAUGGAGAAGAGUAAGCACCUGCAGGAACAGCUGAACGAGCUGAAGACCGAGAUCGAGUCUCUGAAGCUGAAGGAACGAGAGACUCAUCUGGACAUCCUGCAUAACGAGAACACGGAGAGAGGAACCAGCAAGCAGAGCAACUUCAAAAAGCUCACACUCCAGAGCACCAAAUCAAGAGUGGCCUUCUUCGAGGAGCUAUAACGAGUGUGUUAACGAGUGUACGUGAGAUAGGAGAUAAGUGUGUGUGUUUUUAUACUGUAUGUUGCAGUGAAGUUUUAGAAUGAAAUGACUGUGAAAAUUACCAGUUUUAAUCCUUUAUAAAUAUGAGUGAGUGUGUAUGUUUGAGUGUGAGUGACUGUGUGUGUGUGUGUGUGUGUGUGAUUGAACAUAAGAGAUACUGGCAAUAAAAUGACUUGAUUUUCUUUCUAAAUCACAUUCCUCUGGUCAACACUGACCAUUAAACUGGACUUAAUAAGCCCAUAAGCACCACAUCUUUAAUGUCCAAUGAAAAACAAGUAUCUCCUUUUUUGAUCAUUUUAAUUUGCUGCAUAUUUUUGAAUUUAUUAAUGAAGUGACCAACAAAAAUUCUCCAAAAUAUAGUAUAUUCUGUAGCCUUGACCCUUAAAGAAACACUGUUGGACCUAUUGUAUGAACUGUGAAGCAUAAUUAUGAAGGAAAACUCCUUUAUGAAGGAAAUGCUGCUUUCUACACUACCCUGCAUUCCGUAAAAAAAAAAACUGUAUUUCCGUUUUUUUUUUUGUUUUUGUUUUUUUGUAUCUUAAAGCUAUUUUCUUGAGUGAAGUGAAGUGACACUGUACUCUAUCUACAUUAGGCUCUAUUGGAUCUAUUUUGUAGCCACUAAAUUCAUCCAUAAAUAUGUUUUCGGGAGAAACGUUUUAUGGCGAUGCGGAUUUCAUUUCCCAGUUUUUUUUUUGUUUUUUUUUUUGCCUUUAAAAGUUAUUUUCUUUAAUGAAGCUCUAAUGGGAUUUUAUUUAGUUAUUAAAUUAGUUUAAUUAGUUAGUUAUUAAUUAGUUAUUAUUAGCCUGUAUUAACGCUUUGAGUUACUAUGGUAACUCAACUGGUGAAUGUAUUUUUUUUAGCCACUAAAUUCAUUCGUAAAAAUAUGUUUUUGGGGCUUAAAGCUAUUUUUUGAAUUAAGUGCACUGUACUCUAUAUUUUACAUUCUACAUUCGGCUUUUAAAUGCUGAAAUUGUGAUGUCACCACUAAUUGUAGCCACUAAUAUAAUCCGUAAAAAUAUGUUUUUGAGAAAAACAUUUUAUGGACAUUUUAUUUCAUUUUCCAGCAGGAUUUGCCGAAAGUACCAAUUGGUCGUAUAAAGUAUCUCGGAAGAAAAUGCUGCUUUUCUACACUACCCUGCAUUUCGUAAAACAAUCUGUAUUUCUGUUUUUUUUUUCUUUAAGCUAUUUUCUUGAAUGAAGUGCUCUGUAUUCUGUCUACAUUCGGCUCUUUUUGGAUUUUAUUAUUCUGUUUUAAACCUAUAUUAACGCUUUGAGUUACUAUGGUAACUCAACUGGUGAAAUGGUGAUGUCGCCACUAUUUUGUAGCCACUAAAUUCAUUCGUCCAAAAAAAAAAAAAAAAAAAAUGUUUUCUGGAUAAACUUUUUAUGGCGAUGAGGAUUUCAUUUUCCAGCAGGUCUUGGCACACUGCCCACACUGUCAAAAGUACCAUUAGGUCUUAUACAGUAUCUCUGAAAGAAAUGCUGCUUUCUACACUACCCUGCAUUCCGUUUUUUUUUUUUUUCUUCCUAAUUUUUACUAUCUACAUUCGGCUCUAUUGGGAUUUUAUUAGUCUGUAUUAAGCCUGUAUUAACGCUUUGAGUUACUAUGGUAACUCAACUGGUGAAUUUAUUAUGUCGGCACUAAUUUUUAGCCACUAAAUUAAUCCGUGAAGUUAUGCUUUCGAGAGAAACUUUUUAUGGAGAUGCAGAUUUCAUUUUCCAGCAGGACUUGAAAGAAAUGCUGCUUUUAACACUACCCCGCAUUCCGAAAAACAUAUUUCUUUUUAACAUAUAUUUUUUUUUUCUACUUUAUUUUCUUGAUUGAAGUGCACUGUACUCUAUCUACAUUUGGCUGUAUUGGGAUCUUAUUAUUCUGUACUAAACCUAUAUUAACGCCUUGAGUAGUAAUAGUAGUAACUCAACUGGUGAAAUUGUGACGUCGCCACUAAAUUCAUCCGUAAAAUUGUGUUGUUUUAGGUAGAAACUUUACAUACUGGGUGAGAAAUGAAGAUUUGAAAGCAUAUAAAUCUACCAAAGCCUCAAUCAGGAUGUUUUACAAGCAUUUUAAGUACACUUGUUACAAAAUCACUUCACUAACUAGUCGAUUAAUAGUUAGUUAAGACAUUACUUAACUACUUAAUAAUGUUUAUUACUGUAGUAAGUUUUGGUUAGAUAAUAUCACAAUAUACCAAAUUUACACUCUGUAUCGCCCACCCUCGCUACUACAGGUCAUAUAUGCACUACGCUUUAGGUCAGAUACUAGUAUCCACUGCUAGAGUUACUGUAAAAGUCCUGACGCCUGCAAAACUUUGGGAUUAUGAAGUUGUUGUUUUUUUAUAUAUUCUUCUCUUUUUUUUUUUGAAGUUUACAUUGUGUUUGAGAUGCUGUACGUUGAUACUUUAAAGAGUCUGUAUGUAUAUUUUUUGAGGAUAAUCUCUUUGUGCUGAGGAAUAAAUGACUUUAAACCCCCUAAA
This is a messenger RNA of Astyanax mexicanus (Mexican tetra), 4604 nucleotides long. It is a transcript of the gene nf2a, whose product is annotated as NF2, moesin-ezrin-radixin like (MERLIN) tumor suppressor a. Gene Ontology annotation, molecular function: actin binding; cell adhesion molecule binding. NCBI's taxonomy places the organism in Eukaryota, Metazoa, Chordata, Actinopteri, Characiformes, Acestrorhamphidae. Gene Ontology annotation, biological process: positive regulation of protein localization to early endosome; regulation of gliogenesis; regulation of cell shape. The transcript has 18 exons. The coding region runs from base 316 to 2091 and encodes 591 amino acids. The record is from RefSeq and is a predicted model, not a curated record. Gene Ontology annotation, cellular component: adherens junction; plasma membrane; filopodium.